ACAGAUUUGGAUGUCUUCAUUUGAACUGCUACCGAAGUAAAGUUUCCUAAAAGUCCUAUAGAUAAUGUCAGGCAUGUAGAGGUUACAUAGGAUGUUCACUGGUGCAGGAGGCGCGUUGAGUCAUCCGCCACCGGAUUCCCCGACUCUCGAUUCAUCCAAGCAGGUCUACAUCUCCUCUCUCGCCCUCCUCAAAAUGUUCAAGCAUGGAAGAGCUAGAGUUCCCAUGGAAGUUAUGGGUUUGAUGUUGGGAGAGUUUGUUGACGAGUAUACCGUGCGUGUUGUGGAUGUCUUUGCAAUGCCACAAAGCGGGACCGGUGUUAGUGUCGAAGCAGUGGAUCAUGUUUUUCAAACAAAUAUGCUUGACAUGCUCAAACAAACGGGAAGACCAGAGAUGGUGUUGGGCUGGUACUAUUCACAUCCUGGAUGCUGUUGGCUUUCUGGUGUAGACAUAAACACACAGCACAGUUUUGAAGCCUUGAAUCAAAGGGCUGUAGCAGUGGUGGUCGACCCAAUUCGGGGUGUUAAAGGGAAGGUGGUGAUUGAUGCAUUCCGUUUGAUCAACCCAAAAACCAUGAUGCUUGGCCAAGAACCACGUCAAACAACAUCCAAUGUUGGGCAUCUUAAUAAGCCAUCAAUCCAAGCAUUGAUACAUGGACUCAAUAGACAUUAUUACUCUAUAGCCGUUAACUAUAGGAAGAAUGAACUUGAGGAAAAGAUGCUGUUGAAUCUUCACAAGAAGAAGUGGACUGAUGGAUUGACACUUAGGCGUUUUGAUACCCAUUCCCAAACCUAUGAACAGACUGUUCAGGAAAUGCUCAAUUUAGCAAUAAAAUUUAAUAAAGCCUUGAAAGAGGAAGAUGAAUUGCCUCCUGAGAAGCUGGCAAUAGCAAAUGUUGGGAAACAAGAUGCCAAGAAGCAUUUAGAGGAACAUGCCUCCAACUUGAUGUCCUCAAAAAUAGUUCAAAUUUUGAGAACAAUGCUCGACACAGUCGUGUUCUAUACCCUUAGCCUCCACAUAAACUUUCCAAGUUCAGGAAUUGCAUUUAUGUCGAUAUCAUCGAUAAAUUGUUUCAAGUGAACUAUCAAGUUGCCUCGCUAAAAU
Hibiscus syriacus is the source of this 1102-nucleotide messenger RNA. RefSeq names its product 26S proteasome non-ATPase regulatory subunit 14 homolog. Gene Ontology annotation, biological process: protein deubiquitination; proteasome-mediated ubiquitin-dependent protein catabolic process. The record is from RefSeq and is a predicted model, not a curated record. NCBI's taxonomy places the organism in Eukaryota, Viridiplantae, Streptophyta, Magnoliopsida, Malvales, Malvaceae. Gene Ontology annotation, cellular component: proteasome regulatory particle, lid subcomplex. The transcript is spliced from 6 exons. Gene Ontology annotation, molecular function: protein binding; proteasome binding; metallopeptidase activity. The coding region runs from base 92 to 1078 and encodes 328 amino acids.